AUGGAUGCACCAGAUAUUUACUAUGAACACCCGGAGACUAAUGUUACUAAUAGAUCGGGAAUAAUUCCCGCGCUUCAGAAUGUGGUUGCGACAGUGAAUCUGAACUGCAAGCUUGACUUGAAGAACAUUGCAUUGCGUGCCAGAAAUGCAGAGUACAAUCCAAAGAGGUUUGCAGCAGUCAUCAUGAGGAUCCGCGAGCCAAAAACAACAGCAUUGAUAUUUGCCUCUGGAAAGAUGGUGAUAACUGGUGCAAAGAGCGAGAAGAGCUCAAAGAUGGCUGCACAGCGGUACGCAAAGAUAAUCCAUAAGCUGGGAUUCAAUGCAACUUUCGAUGAUUUCAAGAUACAAAACAUUGUUUCUUCAUGCGACAUCAAGUUUAGCAUCCGAUUGGAAGGACUGGCAUAUGCACAUAGCAACUAUUGCAGCUAUGAGCCAGAGCUUUUUCCAGGUCUAAUAUAUAGGAUGGUGAAGCCAAAGAUUGUCCUGCUGAUCUUUGUUUCUGGAAAGAUUGUACUCACGGGUGCAAAGGUACGGGACGACAUAUACCAGGCAUUUGAAAAUAUAUAUCCGGUUCUUACACAAUACAGAAAGACGUAA
This is a messenger RNA of Ordospora pajunii, 597 nucleotides long. Its product is annotated as transcription factor TFIID. Gene Ontology annotation, molecular function: DNA binding; RNA polymerase II general transcription initiation factor activity. NCBI's taxonomy places the organism in Eukaryota, Fungi, Microsporidia, Ordosporidae. Gene Ontology annotation, biological process: DNA-templated transcription initiation. The record is from RefSeq and is a predicted model, not a curated record. Bases 1 to 597 code for a protein of 198 amino acids. The transcript has a single exon.